AUGCCACUUUGGCCUCCUUCGGGCCCUUCUCCGCGCUCUACUUCGCCUUCUAUGACGCAGGCCCGGCUGGCCGUUGCCGCCGCGGCAGCUCUGCCGGACGCGAAGAACUUGCCACCCUUGCUGACCUUGCUGGCCUCUGCAUCGGCGGGCACCGCCGCGUCGGUGGUCACCUGUCCCUUGGACUUGGCGAAGCUGCGCCUGCAGACGCAGCUGCGGCUCAGACCAGGCGUGUCGGUGCCGGAGGGGCAUCUACUGGGACUGCGGGACGCCUUGUCCGCUCUGUGGCGCGAGGGCGGGGUGCGGGCUCUCUUCCGCGGCGCGGGAGCGCGCGCUGCCUUUCAUGCAUCUAACAACUGCAUCACCUUCACGGUCUUCGAGGAAUGCCGGCGCCUGAUGCAGAGCUUGAUUUGA
Effrenium voratum is the source of this 411-nucleotide messenger RNA. Lineage: Eukaryota; Dinophyceae; Suessiales; Symbiodiniaceae. The record is from the annotation of a GenBank genome assembly.